Diuraphis noxia (Russian wheat aphid) is the source of this 2060-nucleotide messenger RNA. RefSeq lists its product as uncharacterized. The record is from RefSeq and is a predicted model, not a curated record. NCBI's taxonomy places the organism in Eukaryota, Metazoa, Arthropoda, Insecta, Hemiptera, Aphididae.
UCGUCACAGAAAUAAACAUUGACAUUAUUUUAAUCAAUUGUUAUUCUGAGGCAUAGUCGCAUAGAUAAGCUUCGCCGGUGAUCAGAAUACACUUAACACUGAGAAAUUGAGAAGUACGGUACGAGUGUGUGUACGACAUUACUAUAUCUUAUCAAAAAUUCGUAAAUACUGGACCCUCACACUUCACAGUUGUUGUUGUCUCCGUUUCAAACAAUAAUUACAAAUUUUAACCAUGGACAAUUUACGUAACGAAGUCAUUAUAAAAGUUAAAGAAGCAAUACGAGCGAAACUGAAAGAGAUGAACGCAAAUAGCAGCGAUGAGAUUAUUGAUUAUAUUAUGCUGUUAGUUACUACUAAAAAAUCUAGCUCCGAGUUAGCUAAAAGUAUUGAUUUUGUUAUGGAGAGUAAUACAACUGUUUUUGUGAAAUGGUUGUCAACCAUUAUUAAAAAAUUGCAACAAGUGACAGUCAGCACUACAAACCAGAUUGAAUCAGAUAAUCUCCAAACAUCUGAAGAAAAUAUUACAACCAACAAAAAAAAUGAAAUUGAUAAUAUUUCAAUCAGUGAAACUAGUGAUAUAAAGUUGAACAAUACCGUUGAAGAAAAAGAAGAUCUUAAUUUAAACAUUGAUAAUACAAAUAAUAUACAAACAUCUGUUCGAGAAAAACAUCAUAAUGUAUCUAAGUCAGAAAUGUAUGAUGACAAUACAAUAUCUUCUCCGUCAGACAAAGUAAAACCAAAAAUAAGCUUUUCACCAAUAGAAGCUAUUAAGAUUAAACAUAACAUAGUGGUAAAUCAAAAAAGCACUGCUGUAAAACCUUUACAAAAAAAUCAUCCUGCAAUUUUUAUUAAUCCUGGUUUUGUAUCAAAACAAAGUAUUAACAAUGAUAAUGAAACAGUAGAUGGUAAAAGAAAAAGACCUCGAAUAUCUAUGAGCAGUGAYAAUGAAGACAAGAAAAGUAACAUAUCUAAAGAUAAACUUCCAAUUACUAGUAAAGAACCAAUUAAACAGAUAGCAAAAAAGUUGCCAAAUAACAUUAACAAAAAAACCAUGUCACAAGUUGUAGUUGUUAAAACUCAUUGCGAAAAUAACUUAAAAGAAACCAGAAAUAAAUUAAAUAUGCACGAUCUAAUUGCACAGAGAGUAGAUCAUCAGCGCGGGGCUUUGGCCUUGGAUACUGCAUUCAAGUACAUUCAGCAACAAAUUGGUGCAUCAGAAAAAGAAAUUGCUGUUAUAAAAAAGUGGAGGGAUUAUGCUGUAGACAUGUUACGUCCCAACAAGAAUGAAUAGCAUUUAAAUUAUGAUAUUUUUWCAAAUUAUUUUUAUGGUUAAUUAUUUCAUUACUGAAAAUUAUUCCUUCCAACAUUACUUUAAAAGUAUUUAAACUUUAAAAUAAGUCAAGAUUGUUUCCUAAAAAAGUAAAAACUACUUAAAAACCUAGAAUAUUAUUAAUGUUACAUCUAUUUGGUUAAAAGUGUAMAAUGUAUUUAAAUAUUUAUUAUAAGUUAAAUAUCUGCAAGUAUUAACAUACCAUUAGAGUAUGUUGUAAAUUAUUGUGUUUAUAAUAAUUUGUAAAUAGAAAGUGACCUGUUAUUUUAAAAGACUGAAAUCUAUAAAUAAUAAUUUUUUUAAUCUUGGAUGAUCGUAUUUAUUUAUGCAAGCAUCUAGUUGUAUGAUUUUACAAUGGUCCAUAGUAUAUUAAUUUGUUAGAUUUGAAUAUGAAUGAAAAAAGUAUGUACAAAGUACCACACUUAGUUAUAAAAUAAAUAAAGCCAACUAUYCAAUUUUCAUCUAAUAUUGAUCAUGAGCUAAAUGUAAUAUGUUCUAACAUAAUUMAAAUUCAAACAYCAUACAAAAUAUUUACUGCUUUGGUGUACCAUUUGCUAACUAUCUGCUUUGCUUUUUCAGCUACAUUAUAUUUUUUUUUAUAAAAURGUUUGAAUUAAAUUUUGAAAUACUUAGGUUUAUUUUUGUGUGCCACUGUGAUCUGUGGUAGGUAUAAUUUAUAAAAUAGUUAAUUACCCAUAAUAUAGGUAAUUAACUAUGUUAUAUAUUAUUU